Messenger RNA from Chelmon rostratus (copperband butterflyfish), 2803 nucleotides. It is a transcript of the gene fgf13a, whose product is annotated as fibroblast growth factor 13a. Gene Ontology annotation, cellular component: cytoplasm. Gene Ontology annotation, biological process: animal organ morphogenesis; fibroblast growth factor receptor signaling pathway; positive regulation of cell population proliferation. Bases 234 to 1001 code for a protein of 255 amino acids. The record is from RefSeq and is a predicted model, not a curated record. Lineage: Eukaryota; Metazoa; Chordata; Actinopteri; Chaetodontiformes; Chaetodontidae. Gene Ontology annotation, molecular function: growth factor activity; fibroblast growth factor receptor binding. The transcript has 7 exons.
UUCUGUCACAGCAGAGCAGUUCGUGAUUUUUUUUUGUAUGCAACAUAACGGGAUUCAUGGUGGGAGCGUUUCCUUUCAUCAAUGUGCAUUGAUGUAGCAGAAAACGUGGAGGAGAUAAGAACCCUUAUCUCGGCACCUGGAACCUUUGGACGGGAUUUCAUUGAGGACAGUCAGCAAUUAAAAGGAUUUCGAUUCUUGUCUAAAUCGGGAAUUACACAUCCAAACUGGGAUCUAUGAGCGGAAAAGUGGCGAAGCCUAAAGAAGACAAGGAUGCUUCCAAGGUCCAGGAUGACGCUGCCCCAGGUACCCAGGAGUACAUUAUGUUACGGCAGGACUCCAUCCACUCUGCGGAUAUAAGGAGUAAAGGGUCCCCCUUUCGUGCUAAGUGUCACGAAAUCUUCUGCUGCCCCCUGAAGCAAGCCGUCCACAAAGAGAGCGCAGAGCCCGAAGAGCCCCAGCUGAAGGGGAUUGUGACGAAGCUGUACAGUCGACAAGGUUUCCACCUGCAGCUGCAGGCAGAUGGAACCAUUGAUGGAACGAAGGAGGAGGACAAUGGUUACACCAUGUUUAACCUUAUUCCAGUGGGGCUGCGAGUGGUGGCCAUCCAGGGGGUGCAGACCAAACUCUAUCUGGCUAUGAACAGUGAGGGCUACCUGUACACAUCAGAACACUUUACGCCAGAGUGCAAAUUCAAGGAGUCGGUGUUCGAGAACUAUUAUGUGACAUACUCCUCCAUGAUAUACCGGCAGCAGCAGUCGGGCAGGGGCUGGUACCUCGGUCUGAACAAGGAGGGAGAAAUCAUGAAGGGGAACCAUGUCAAGAAGAACAAGCCAGCAGCCCACUUCCUUCCCAAACCUCUAAAAGUGGCAAUGUAUAGAGAGCCAUCCCUCCAUGACUUGACAGAGUUCUCCCGCUCCGGCAGCGGCACACCUACUAAGAGCCGGAGUGCCUCGGCUGUGCUCAACGGAGGCAAAGCCGUGAGCCAGAAUGAGUCGACGUAGCCCGGUAGCCGAACCUAGGCCUGGGGCCGAACCACGAAACCUUACCUCCAGCAGAGCGUGAAUCCAAGCAGACUUCUCUCACUGAUCAGCGGUUCAGGACUAGCUACGACAACAAACCACACACAAGCCCCCAGACACCAUCAAUAAAAAAACAGCUAGGUUCCAUCCUGGUCAAUCAUCAUCAAACAGCAUUAAUAGUAAGACACUUAACAGCACAUAAAACCAUUCUGGAAAACAAACUUUAUUUUGGGCUUGAGAUUUAUCUAUUACCUUGAUUGCUCUCUUUUGGUGAUGAUCACAUACCAGUUAGCUCAUCUUUAUCUUAUUUUAUUUUUAUUAAUUUCCUGUGGACAGAAACUUUUCUUAGGUCAUGUAGACACAAAGCACUCAUGCAUCUGUCAGACAGGGACAGGAAGUUAGGCAUGUAGGCAUUCAAGGCAGCCAGUAAUGGUGCUGGUCUACAAGGCUGCAAUGGUACAGUACAAGUCCUGAUCUCUGUCUCAUCCAUGCUUCUGUGAAUACAAAGCCUAUAAACUCCCUGGUGUGGCACAGCCUAGUGCUGCUGGGACUGUGGCCAGCCAGACGGUAGCUCUCCUGCGUCCUAGUGCACACGCUCAGAGACUGAGCUCUCUAGCAUGGGAAAAUGAAGCCUAUGUUCAGCUGACCUGAAAUAUAAGGGACAGUGUGGCUCUCUUGCAGUUUUUGUUUCCUUUCAGAAAUGCCACAGCUGCACCUUGGUUUUUUGCUAAUUUUCUGAAUUAGCUGAGAGCUGUUUAUUUGAUAACUGAAUUUGAUUUUGUCCCCUCUUGUUCUCUUCCCUUACCAUUGUUCAGUAUUUGUACUUUUUUGUUGCUGUUUCAUCAUUGAAAGAGGUUCCAGCAAACCAAAGACUGAACGAAAGAGUGUCCCUUUAAGCCGCUGAAAACCAAGCCAGUAUAAAGGCAAAGCUGGAAUUUUUUUUUCAUUGUACAUUUUUGAUGAAAGAAGGAAAGAUUUUGUGGGGAAAAAGGAACAAUGGACAAAGGAAGUGAUUUUAAACUCUGAAGUUGGCAGCGUGCUUUAUGUUGUGCUUUUUGCUGAUAUGCUCGACGGCCGAAGUAUGAAACGACUAGUCUGUGUCCCCAUUCCCUUCUGUUACCACUGUGUCACAAUGUCUCCGUCUCUUGUCCUCGUGAUCUGUUUCCCCUCUCUGUGCUUGUGUCAUCCUUCAACCCUUCCCCCACCGCACCAUACUUUUUUGUCAGCUUAUAUUGAUUGAUACAGUUCACCAUAUGAAUAUGGUGCAAGCCCCUUCCCAGGAUGCUUGUUAUGUGUUUGAGUAACUUAUUGUGGUGACAAUAUUUUCUAUAUUAAAAAAAAAAAGAAUACUGUGGACUUUUAGGUGGCUUAACAUUUUAUAGGACACGUCAUAUUUGUAAAAGUGAAAAAAAGAAAAAACACACAAAAAUGAACAUCUUCCCUUUCUUGCACAGGGCAUGUACAAACACAAUUAUGUACAAAAAGGACCCCUUUUUGUGGGCUAGGUACUCUUCCCUUCAGCUACAUAACUUCUUUCUGGUACAUGCUUCUGGGAGGCUUUCUUUUCUUGGUUUCCUCCAGAGGUUGUAUUAGGUGAACCUAUCUGUUGCAUGGGAGAAGGCAGGGAAAUUCUGGUCUAGAGCUGCAUGAUGUAGGCUAUGUGUAUUAACCCAUGUUGGAUCAUGUGUUCCAAACUACCAGGCUAAAUCUGAUAAAACAACAUUUACAGGCAGACAUUGUGGCUGCCUGAUAACUUCCAGUUGUUUAUUGUUUGUUGUAUACAC